Molecule: messenger RNA, 2678 nt
Organism: Orcinus orca (killer whale)
Lineage: Eukaryota; Metazoa; Chordata; Mammalia; Artiodactyla; Delphinidae
Gene: SLC34A1
Product: solute carrier family 34 member 1
Exons: 13
Coding region: 235-2151 (638 amino acids)
Biological process (GO): sodium-dependent phosphate transport; intracellular phosphate ion homeostasis
Cellular component (GO): vesicle; brush border; apical plasma membrane
Molecular function (GO): sodium:phosphate symporter activity
Source: RefSeq, a predicted model, not a curated record
CUGACGAUUAGCAAUUAACCGGGAGGAAUCUACGGGGGUGAGGUUAAUUGGGGAACAGAGGGAGGGCAGCUAGGGUUCCAGGGACUUUGCCCUUGACCCGAGGGUAUAAAGAAGAGGAUCCCAGGUUCUCCUCAGGCCCCUAGGGCUUCCCUGAGCAUCUGAGCAGGAGCUGAAACACAGAACACCAAGUGUUGCUGUGCCCCUGAUGUGCAGGGCCCACAGUGUGUACCCAGGAUGAUGUCCUACGGAGAGAGGCUGGAGAGCCGGGCUGUCUCCCCACUCCCAGUCUGUGGGGGGCACAUGACGUGUGGGGCGGCGUUUGCCUAUGUGCCCAGCCCACAGGUCCUGCACAGGAUUCCAGGGACCUCAGCCUAUGCCUUCCCCAGCCUGGGCCCCAUGGCCCUCGCCGAGCAAGGCUGCCCCUACGGGGAGGUUCUGGAGCACCAUGACCCGCUGCCUGCCAAGCUGGCCCAGGAGGAUGAGCAGAAGCCAGAGCCUGGGUUGGCCCAGAAGCUGUGCCGGGCUGGCUUGACGCUCCUCAAGGUACCACUGAUGCUCGUCUUCCUCUACCUCUUCGUCUGCUCCCUGGACGUGCUCAGCUCAGCCUUCCAGCUGGCCGGAGGGAAGGUGGCUGGCGACAUCUUCAAGGACAAUGCCAUCCUGUCCAACCCGGUGGCGGCGCUGGUGGUGGGGAUCCUCGUGACCGUGCUGGUGCAGAGCUCCAGCACCUCCACAUCCAUCGUGGUCAGCAUGGUCUCCUCCGGCUUGCUGGAGGUAAGCUCUGCCAUCCCCAUCAUCAUGGGCUCCAACAUCGGCACCUCCGUCACCAACACCAUCGUGGCCCUGAUGCAGGCGGGGGACAGGACUGACUUCCGGCGGGCCUUCGCGGGGGCCACAGUGCACGACUGCUUUAACUGGCUGUCAGUUCUGGUCCUGCUACCCCUGGAGGCUGCCACCGGGUACCUGCACCACAUCACUCGACUUGUGGUGGCCUCCUUCAACAUCCGCGGCGGCCACGAUGCCCCUGACCUGCUCAAGAUCAUCACAGAGCCCUUCACUAAGCUCAUCAUUCAGCUGGACAAGUCCGUGAUUACCAGCAUUGCCACGGGGGAUGAGUCCCUGAGAAAUCACAGUCUUAUCCGGAUCUGGUGCCACCCAAACCCCAUGGAGGUUCCCUCCCGCAGGCCCAGGGCAGAGGCCAGUACCAGCCGGAUGCUCGGAAAUGCCACCAUGGAGAAAUGCAGCCACAUUUUCGUGGACACAGGCCUGCCUGACCUGGCUGUGGGGCUCAUUCUGCUGGCUGGCUCCCUGGUGCUCCUGUGCACCUGCCUCAUCCUCCUCGUCAAGAUGCUCAACUCUCUGCUCAAGGGCCAGGUGGCCAAGGUCAUUCAGAUGAUUAUCAACACUGACUUUCCCACCCCCUUCACCUGGGCCACAGGCUACUUUGCCAUGGUGGUGGGCGCUGGCAUGACCUUCGUUGUCCAAAGCAGUUCUGUAUUCACCUCGGCCAUCACCCCACUCAUCGGCCUGGGUGUGAUCAGCCUUGAGCGCGCCUACCCACUCACACUGGGCGCCAACAUCGGCACCACCACCACGGCCAUCCUGGCUGCACUGGCCAGCCCCCGGGAGAAGCUGUCCAGUGCUUUCCAGAUUGCCCUCUGCCACUUCUUCUUCAACAUCUCAGGCAUCCUGCUGUGGUACCCAGUGCCCUGCACGCGCCUGCCCAUCCGCAUGGCCAAGGCGUUGGGCAAACGCACUGCCAAGUACCGCUGGUUCGCCGUCCUCUACCUCCUCCUGUGCUUCCUGCUGCUGCCGUCGCUGGUGUUUGGCAUCUCCAUGGCAGGCUGGCAGGCCAUGGUAGGUGUGGGCACACCCUUUGGGGCCCUGCUGGCCUUCGUGGUACUUGUCAGCAUGCUGCAGAGUCGCAGCCCCGGGCGCCUGCCCAAGUGGCUGCAGACAUGGGACUUCCUGCCCCACUGGAUGCACUCCCUGCAGCCCCUGGACCACCUCAUCACCCGCGCUACCUUGUGCUGUGCCAGGCCCGAGCCCCGCUCACCCCCGCUGCCUGCCAGGGUCUUCCUGGAGGAGCUGCCCCCUGCCACACCCUCCCCCCGCCUCGCGAUGCCCAAUCACAACGCCACCCGUCUCUAGGCUCCAGCCCAGACUGCUGCCUGGAGUCAGGAAAUGCCUGUGCCUGGUGCCCGGGGUAGAAGGGCAGAGGGGUGUGUCUGUGUACUCUGGGCAUGAACCUGUCCUUGCACAGGUCCUCAGAGGUCUGGGCUUUUGUAACUGAGAGACAGUGUUAUGUGCACAUGUGGGCAUGUUGGGGUGAGCCUGUGUGACAGCCUGCAUAUGCGUACUGAUGCACCUGGGGGUGGAGUGAGGGGGUGCGUGCCAACUGCAUGUUACUUGGGUAUGGUUUGAGUCCUUUGCACAUGUGUUUGGAGACCUGCACUGUGUCCUUGUGCACACACAACUCUGACUGGGCUGGGUGGGAGUAAGGGUGAGUCUGAGUUCAUGACCUACAGCUGUUUGCUCGCGCACAGAUGUGGGAGCCUGAGUCGCUGGCUGAAUUCUCGCCCCCUCCCUGCCACCUUCCUUCCUCCAUGAUACCAUUCUCCUCAUCCUCACCCAGGUUUUCUGUAUCAUUGUUACAACCCUCUUCCCCAACACUGUUU